AUGGCGGCCGGAGUAAGCGAGUUCCUCUUCACUUUCUCUCUGAACCUGUACAAGCAGCUACACGCCGAUCACGGAGCCAGAGGAAACAUCCUCUGCUCGCCGUUCGGAGUGGCGGCCGUGUUAUCCAUGACCCUGGCCGGGGCCCGGAACAACACGGAAAAGCAGAUCCUCAACGUGCUUCAGGCAAACAACGGAAGCGACAGGACAGUCCACGAACAGUUCGAAGCUAUCCUCGAUCGCCUGGAGACCCUAGCUCCGGAUGUGUCCCUCUUCAUCGCCAACCGCAUCUACGCCUCGCACGAGUUCGCGCCGCUGCCAGGGUACGCGAGUCUUCUGCAGAAGCACUACCACAGCUCCCUGGAGACCGUCGACUUCCAGAAGAAUCCGGAUGGCGUUCGGCGCAAGAUGAACUCUUGGGUCGAGGUGAAGACCGGGUCCAGAAUAAAGGACUUCUUCCCGCCUGGUACACCGAGCCCUGGGACACGCUUGGUGGCCCUUAAUGCUGUCUUCUUCAAGGGCCUGUGGGAGUCGCAGUUCAGCGCCGAGUUCACGUCCAGGGAAGAGUUCCACGGGACCGACGGGACCGCUAAGAUGGUGGACAUGAUGAGUCAGCGAGGGAAGUUCAGGAUGGCCCACAGCAGGGAGCUCGGAGCAACCGCCCUCGAGAUUCUUUACAAAGGUGCGAGGGUGUUCAUGGUCGUUCUGUUGCCGGACGCGAGGGACGGUCUUCCGGCGUUCGAGAGAAAGGUGACGCCGUCGAAGCUGUCCACUUUGCUCGAUGGCAUGACGGAAGUCACCAAGUUGCACUCCUCUGUGUUUGUCUCCACUGCGAUGCAACCGAUCGCUGCCGUUCCUCAGGUGCGGCUCAGGCUCCCCAAAUUUAAGCUGAGCCAAACGGUGGACCUCAGGUCCGCGCUCACGUCGAUGGGGGCCGCCGAUCUGUUCACGGAAGACGCCGACCUGUCCGGAGUGAGCGCCUCUGAAGGCCUCACGCUGUCCAGUGCCGUCCACAAGGCCGUCCUGGAGGUCAACGAAGAAGGCACCGAAGCCGCGGCAGCUUCGGGGGUCGUGAUGACUCGGCGUGCCAUCGAAGGCAUCGACUUCACCGUAGACCAUCCAUUCUUCUUUGUGCUGCGGACUCGAGACCCGGACGUGGUCCUCUUCGCGGGCAGCGUUCGCGAGUUGUGACCAUCG
This is a messenger RNA of Ixodes scapularis (black-legged tick), 1194 nucleotides long. Its product is annotated as serpin B4-like. The coding region runs from base 1 to 1188 and encodes 395 amino acids. NCBI's taxonomy places the organism in Eukaryota, Metazoa, Arthropoda, Arachnida, Ixodida, Ixodidae. The record is from RefSeq and is a predicted model, not a curated record. Gene Ontology annotation, molecular function: serine-type endopeptidase inhibitor activity. The transcript is spliced from 2 exons.